AUGUCUUCAGCACAACCAGUAGCCGAUGAAGAAAUGCCUUCAAAGCUUGAAAGCCAUCUUACACCACAUAGCAGUGCUGAUGAGAUCAUGUCGCUAUUCUUCUACACGAUGAGAUAUAAACGCCCAGAGAACCCAGACAAUGACCGAUUCAUCCUUUCAAAGGGACUACCAUUUGUUAAUGUGGCAACAGGAUGGCAUGGGCAAGGACUAGAGGCUGCCUGCGGGAUGGCAUAUACUGGCAAGUACUUUGACCAAGCCAACUACCAGGUGUUCUGUCUUCUUGGUGAGGGGAGUCUCUGGAAGGCAUUGGCCUUUGAAUCCUACUACACUAUGGACGAUGUCGUGGCAAUCUUUGAUGUGAACUGUAUUGGACACAGUGGCUCCAUGUCCAUUGAACACUGCAUUGCUGUCUACCAGAAGUGUUGUGAAGCCUUCGGGUGGAAUACUUAUGUGGUGGAUAGGCAUAACGUUGAGACCCUAUGCCAUGUGUACUCACAGACAGCUCAAGUGAGAGGCAAGCCCACUGCUGUGGUUGUCAAGACCUUCAAGGCCAGAGGCAUGCCAAAUAUUGAGAAUGCAGGAAGUUGGUAUGGAAAGCCAGUGCCAAAUGCAAUUAUCAAAUUAAUUGAGAGUCAGACACAGAUCAACAGGAUUCUUGAACCACCACCCCCUAUUGAGGACUCACCUCAAAUCAACAUCAUGGAUAUAAAUAUAACCUCACCAAUUUACAUAGCUGAUGACAUGGUAUGCAAAAAUAAAAAAAAAGCAUGUGGUUUGGCUCUGGCUAAACUGGGCCACGAAAACGACAGAGUUAUUAUGCUGGAUGGUGACACCAAGAACUCCAACCUUUCUGCCAUGUUCAAGACAGAACACACAGAGAGAUGCAUCCAGUGUUAUAUUGCUAAACAAAACAAGAUAAGUACUAAAGGUCUUCCACAGAAGCAUUCCAGAGAAACAAGAGGUGGCAUUUGCAGUGGUCUCCAUGAGCCUAACAUCAUAGAUCAUCAGCUGGCAGUGAUGGGAGUGCCUCGAACUGGGAGAUCCAGUGAAGCACUAGAAUUUUCUGGAAUCAAUGCCAGACACAUCAACGUGGCUGUAAAAUGUAUCUUAAUGAACCAAAUUAGCUGUUGGUUUUUGUCUGAGAAGAAUAGCCUCUUUUCUGUGUAUUUAUGCUCAUACCAAAACCAUCACUUAGAAAUGAUUCAGUAG
This is a messenger RNA of Arvicola amphibius (Eurasian water vole), 1209 nucleotides long. It is a transcript of the gene Tktl1, whose product is annotated as transketolase like 1. Lineage: Eukaryota; Metazoa; Chordata; Mammalia; Rodentia; Cricetidae. The record is from RefSeq and is a predicted model, not a curated record. Gene Ontology annotation, molecular function: transketolase activity; thiamine pyrophosphate binding.